Molecule: messenger RNA, 4641 nt
Organism: Malassezia japonica
Lineage: Eukaryota; Fungi; Basidiomycota; Malasseziomycetes; Malasseziales; Malasseziaceae
Gene: GCV2
Product: glycine dehydrogenase (aminomethyl-transferring)
Exons: 4
Coding region: 1-4641 (1546 amino acids)
Biological process (GO): glycine decarboxylation via glycine cleavage system; protein phosphorylation
Cellular component (GO): glycine cleavage complex; mitochondrion
Molecular function (GO): glycine dehydrogenase (decarboxylating) activity; protein serine/threonine kinase activity; glycine binding
Source: RefSeq, a predicted model, not a curated record
AUGGACUCGACCCAGCCCUACAUGUAUGCGACUGCCGACUCGUCGAAUCCCUACGGCAUGAGCGCGCGGGGCGUGUACGAGAGCAGCGCCGGUGCGGGUGGCGUGCCGGUGCGGCCAGCGAAUGGCGCGGCGUACGGCGGCUAUGGUGCGCCGAGCCCGGUGCCCCCCCCUGCGGGCCUUGGCCUCCCCGCUGGACUUGCCCCUCCCCUUGGAGCGGGAGCACCAGGGCCGGAGGAGAAGGAGGAGGACUAUGUGUACUUUGUGCGCAAUACGAACAACAUUUCCAAGACGACGCUCGAGGCGGCGCGGAGUGCCAAGAUGCGUCUUGAGCAUGCCUACCGCCUCGCCGUCGACCAGGCGGUCGAGCGCAGCCGGAGACGUGUCGAGCUCGAGAAGCGGCUCAUGCAGCCCGCCGAUGGCGUGCCUGUGCCCGAGGAGAAAAAAGCGCGGUACCUUGCGCAGCUCGGUCGCCGCGAGACGAGCUUCCUCCGCCUGCGGCGUACGCGGCUGGGCCUGUCCGACUUCCGCACGGUCAAGGUGAUCGGCAAAGGCUCCUUUGGCGAGGUGCGUGUCGUGCAGAAGAACGAUACCGGGAAAAUCUAUGCGAUGAAGACGCUGCGCAAGAGCGAAAUGUUCAAAAAGGACCAGCUCGCGCAUGUGCGUGCGGAGCGCGAUGUGCUUGCCGAGUCCAACUCGCCGUGGGUCGUGCAGCUGUACUACUCCUUCCAGGACUCGGCGUACCUGUACCUCUUGAUGGAGUUUUUGCCCGGCGGCGAUCUGAUGACGAUGCUCAUCAAGUACGACACCUUCUCCGAGGACGUGACGCGGUUCUACAUUGCUGAGUGCGUGCUCGCGCUGGAAGGCAUCCACCAGCUCGGUUUCAUCCAUCGCGAUGUGAAGCCCGACAAUAUUCUCAUCGAUGCCAAGGGGCACAUCAAAAUGUCCGACUUUGGCCUCUCGACCGGUUUCCACAAGCAGCACGACAAUGCAUACUACCAGAAGCUGUUUGAGGACCCCGCGACACAGGCCUCGUCCGAGUCGAACCGCAACUCGGUGGCGGUGAACAGCAUCACGCUUACGCUCAGCAACAAGGACCAGAUCGCGACGUGGAAGGCGAACCGGCGAAAGCUCGCCUACUCGACCGUCGGCACGCCAGACUACAUUGCCCCGGAAAUCUUCCUGCAGCAGGGGUACGGCAACGAGUGCGACUGGUGGAGUCUCGGCACGAUCAUGUUCGAGUGCCUCUGCGGCUAUCCCCCGUUCUGCUCGGACAAUGCGCACGACACCUACCGCAAGAUCCUGGCGUGGCGCGAGACACUGCAGUUCCCCGACGAUAUCCACCUGAGCCCCGAGGCGGAGGACAUGAUCCGCCGGCUCGUGAGCGCACCCGAGGAGCGUCUCGGGCGCAACGGCGCACAAGAGAUCAAGGAUCACCCCUUCUUUGCCGGCGUCGACUGGACGACGAUCCGGCGCAUUGACGCGCCGUUCGUGCCGCACCUACAGAGCGUGACGGACACGAGCUACUUCCCUACCGAGGACUAUCAAGACGUGCCAGAUACACCCGUCGGCGCAGACACCGACGUCGGCGCCAAGGACCUCGCGUUCCUCGGCUACACUUUCCGGCGUUACGAGGCGAACGAGGGCGCCUUCCUUGCGACGCAGUCGGACGGUGUCCGCCUCGACGAGCCGCGCCCCAACGCUUCGGUGUACGAUGCGCAGGACACGUUCCUGCGCCGCCACGUCGGGCCGCGCUCGGCGCAGAUCGAGCACAUCCUCAAGACCCUCGGCUACAAGACGGUGGAGGAGUUUGUGGAGAAGACGGUGCCGGAAGAAGUGCGUCUCACGCAGACCGACUCGCUCGUCGACGCGAUUCCCGCCUUCUCGGAGCAGGAGCUCGCCAAGCGCGGCGCCGAGAUUGCCGCACAGAACAAGGUGUUCCGCUCGUACAUCGGUAUGGGCUACAACGCGACGAUUGUGCCCCAAGUCAUCCUGCGCAACGUGCUCGAGAACCCGGCGUGGUACACGUCCUACACGCCCUACCAGCCGGAAAUUUCGCAGGGCCGCCUCGAGUCGCUGCUAAACUACCAGACGAUGGUCAAGUCGCUCACCGGCCUCGACAUUGCCAACGCGUCGCUCCUGGACGAGGGCACGGCCGCGGCCGAGGCCAUGAUCCUCGCUUUGGGCAAUACCAAGGACAAGAAGAAGAACGUGUUCCUCGUCGACGAGAACGUCUCGCCACAGACCGUGGCCGUGGUGCGCGGCCGCGCCAAGGGCUUCAACGUCGAGGUCGUCCAGGCGCCGCUCGCCAAGGACGGCAAGGCGCAGCUCCCAGAGGACAUGUCGCGCGUGAUGGGUGUCUUGGUGCAGUACCCCAACGUCGACGGCGUGCUGUUCGACUACGCGUCGCUCGCCAAGGAUGCCAAGGCGCAGGGCGCGCUCGUCGUCGCAGCGACCGACCUCUUGGCGCUGACCAUGAUCCAGCCGCCGGGCGAGUGGGGCGCAGACAUCGCGCUCGGAAACGCCGCGCGCUUCGGUGUCCCGCCGGGCUACGGCGGUCCCCACGCGGGCUUCUUUGCGGUGACCGACGCGCUGAAGCGCCGCCUGCCGGGUCGCCUGAUUGGUGUGUCGCGCGACGCAAACGGCCGUCCGGCGUACCGCCUCGCGCUCCAGACGCGUGAGCAGCACAUCCGCCGCGAGAAGGCCACGUCGAACAUCUGCACGGCGCAGGCGCUCCUCGCCAACAUGUCGGCGAUGUACGCGGUGUACCACGGGCCCGACGGUCUGCGCCGCAUCGCCGCCAAGGUGCACGCCGAGACGCGUGUCCUGAAAAAGAUCGUCGAGCAGCUCGGCUACUCGGUCCCUGUCGCGGACGGCACCUUCUUUGACACGCUCACAAUCACUACCCCCUCGGGCGUUGGCGCGCAGGACGUGAUCAACGCCGCGCUCGCCGCCGAGAUCAACCUGCGUCCGGUGGACGCCUCGCGCGUCGGUGUCUCGCUCGACGAGACCGUCUCGCGCGAGGACCUGCUUGCGCUGGUGAACGUCUUUGCGGCCGCUGCGAACAAGGCGCCGCUCACGCUCGAGGCGCUCGAGCAGACCGCCAAGGAGCUCGGCCUGUCUGCCGACAAGCUCGACUCGCUCACGAUCGGCGACGCGUUCCAGCGCACGACGCCGUUCCUGACGCAGCCCGUCUUCCACGAGCACCGCUCGGAGACGAGCAUGCUGCGCUACAUUCACUCGCUGCAGAACAAGGACCUGUCGCUGGUACAUGCCAUGAUUCCCCUCGGCUCGUGCACCAUGAAGCUGAACAGCACCUCGAGCAUGGCGCUCCUGUCGAAGCCGGAGUACAACGCCUUGCACCCCUUUGCCCCGGUCGACCAGGCGGAGGGCUACCAGACGCUCAUCCGCGAGCUCGAGCACGACCUCGCGGUGCUCACCGGCUUCCCGGCCGUGUCGGUGCAGCCGAACUCGGGUGCGCAGGGUGAGUUUACGGGUCUGUCGGUGAUCCGUGCUUAUCUUGACGCCAACGGCCAGGAGCACCGCAACGUGUGCCUGAUUCCCACCUCGGCCCACGGCACGAACCCCGCGUCGGCAGUCAUGGCCGGCAUGAAGGUCGUCUCGGUCAAGACGCUGCCGGACGGCACCGUCGACCUCGAGGACCUGCGCGCCAAGGCCGAGAAGCACAAGGACGUGCUCGCCGCGACGAUGAUCACCGAGCCAGGCACGACCGGUAUCUACUUCCCGAACAUCAAGCAGGCCUUUGACAUUGUGCACGAGUUCGGCGGCCAGGUCUACCUGGACGGCGCCAACUUCCAGGCGCAGGUCGGUCUGACGAACCCCGUGGUGAUGGGCGCGGACGUGACGCAUUUGAACCUGCACAAGACCUUUAGCAUUCCCCACGGCGGCGGUGGCCCGGGUGUCGGCCCGAUCGGUGUCGCGGCGCACCUUGCGCCUUUCCUGCCCGGCCACCCGGUGAUCAAGACCGGCGGCGAGCACGCGAUCGAGCCGGUCAACUCGGCGCCGUGGGGCUCCGCGUCGAUCCUGACCAUUGCCUGGGCGUACAUUCGCAUGCUCGGUUGGACCGGUCUGCGCACCUCGACCGAGGUCGCGCUGCUGAACGCCAACUACGUCGCCGAGAAGAUCAAGGACAAGUACAAGGUCAAGUACGUCGGCAAGCACGGCAACGUCGCCCACGAGCUGCUCGUCGACAUUGCCGACUACCAGCCGCUGGGCCUCAGCGUGAUGGACUUUGCCAAGCGCCUGAUGGACUACGGCUUCCACCCGCCGACGUGCUCGUGGCCGAUCUCGACCGGUCUCCUGAUCGAGAUCACCGAGAGCGAGCCGUUUGAGGAGAUCGAGCGCCUGGUCGAGGCUAUGCUGAGCAUUGCCGAGGAGGCGGAGGAGAUCCGCGACGGCAAGCAGCCCAAGGACCGCAACAUCCUCAAGCUCGCACCGCACACCAUCGAGACGCUCACCGCCGAGACCUGGGACCGCCCCUACUCGCGCGACCGCGCCGCAUUCCCGGUGCCGGGCCUGCGUAAGAACAAGUUCUGGCCCCCCGUGUCGCGCAUCGACGAUGCCUACGGCGACCGCAACCUCGUGUGCGAGUGCGGCGACGUGGAAGACUACACGGAGAAGUAA